Pocillopora verrucosa is the source of this 4424-nucleotide messenger RNA. RefSeq lists its product as uncharacterized. Gene Ontology annotation, molecular function: protein binding. The record is from RefSeq and is a predicted model, not a curated record. Lineage: Eukaryota; Metazoa; Cnidaria; Anthozoa; Scleractinia; Pocilloporidae.
CCCAAGUUUGAUUCUUGCGUGUGAGCCAUUGGGUCACGGUUAAAUUUUCUCCUCACUGGAUAACACCUUUUUUACUUAUUUCUACGAAGGACUAAUCUGGGGUCUGUGUCCUCAAACGGAUCAUCUUUUAAGUUAAUUGGGUCGUCAUGAGUUCGUCCGUAGUGAAACGCGAAUGGCUUGGCUUGGAGGGGCACAUACAAGCUCUGAACAGCAACUGUGGGCUUUCCAAGCUAAAAGAACAAGAUAAAGGGGACAGACACUGGUUCAUUAUGCAGGAUUCCAACCUCUUGUUUUAUGACCAAAAAGCUAGCCAGGCCCCACCAGAUACCAAACCAACAGGAUCUAUAAAUGUUGGUUCAUCGGUGGUAGAUGUAAUUGUUGUUAUUUCAAGCAAAGAGGGAAAAGACUAUCAGCUGUUCCCUCCACGGGAUGUGUGUGUAUUUGAUUGGGUUGCAAGUCUCAAGGAAGCAACAAGAUUGGCGAGUAAACAACAUUCGGAGGCAUCUUUUGAGCGUGGGGCAGGAGGUGGGAGUAUCAUGGGCAGGUUGCGGAACAGUCUGCGCCGAAAGAAGAAAGUGACUCGAGCCUUGUCAGAUACUAGUAAAGUUGGAUCCAAUGUAAACGGUUCUGCAUCAAGUGACGCAACCGGGGACCAUGCUGAGGACCCCUCCUUGAAGCUGGAGACAAAGUUGAAAACCCGCGUUCAGCGUUCCAAGUCCUUUCCACACGAAGAGUCACAGAUUGUUGAACUUAAACUAAUGCCAUCGUUUAAUGAACAGGAAAAGGAACCGGCAGUGGAGGCAGAAGAAGCGGUUUCGUGUGACCCUGUAUGCGAAAAUAGUUGCGAAAAGAUAUCAGUACAAAUACCACCUAAAGAUGGCGAAAUUGCAGAGAACGAAGAAGAACGAAAACGACAACCAGUUGUAACUGAGUCCAUUGAAGUGCAAACUGAACCAAUUACAGUCGAAGAGUUACUUUCGUUUCAACAACAGAAAUUAAUAAAAGAACUUGAAAUAGAGGUUUGCAAGCUGAAAUGUGAAGUUAUAAGUUUGAUUCAAGGAAGUAUAAAGAUUCCUUUAAAAGAUGACGACUUGGCUGACUGGCAACUUAUAGAAGACAUCAGGUAUAAGGACCGUAUUUAUCAGUUGUUGAGAGAGGCUCGGCUUUACAACCCAAGUUUGCCAAAUUUUGACAGCACAUCAGCUUCAAGUAGUUUUAGAGACAGUUAUGGUUUUAUCCGUGGAGCCAGAGAGAGCGAAAGUGAACUGUUUCACUUCCUUUGUCGCGAGCUGAAACAACAUUACUCGAGCUUUUAUCAGAACAGAGAUGGUCAUGCCCGUUUGUGGUCACAGUAUGUGAAAGCUAGGCAACAAGAAAGCAAAGACGUGGUUUUUAACGAGCAAGGAAUGAAAGCAUUGUUAAGAGAAGGUAUCCCCAGAAGCUGCAGAAGCGAAGUGUGGAGAAGUGCAAUGGCGCAAAAGGUAGAACAUUUAAAGAAAGAGAAGGGGAGAGAUUAUUAUCAAAAGCUUCUUCUCCAAGUGGAGAGACGCAAGAAUCUCUCUGCCAAUCACCCGCUUGGUGUUACCGAGAAUCAGAUCAAGUGCGAUCUGCUACGAACCCUGCCGAACAACGAACGGUUCCGAUCGGCAGACUCCGAGGAGGUUAAAAAACUGUCAAGGAUUCUCCACGCGUUUUGUGUCCAUCGUCCAGAUAUAAACUAUCUUCAGGGGAUGAAUUUUAUUGUGGCCAUGUGUCUUCUUUUUAUGGACGAGGAAGACGCUUUUUGGUCUUUUGUCGCUGUUUCAGAAGUUUAUCUUAAAAACUAUUUUGAUAAAGCAUUGAGUGGAGCUCUGGCUGAUCAGUCUGUUUUGAAUGAACUCCUGAGUGACUUGUUACCAGCUUUACACGCGCACCUCAAGUACUAUGGAGUAGACAUCUCCACUGUCACAUUCAAUUGGUUUAUUACAAUCUUCAUUGAUGCUGUUCCAUUUGAGACCGCUAUGAGAAUUUGGGAUUGUUUUGUCUUUGAAGGAAGAGAGGCCCUAUUUCGGAUCGCCGUUGGCUUAAUGAAAGUCCAGCAGCCGGCACUGUUGCAGUUGUCAUGUCCGCUGGAGAUCAUGCAGUACAUGAAGAGAGCUGCAAGGGUCACUUACGACAAAGAUCAGCUUUUCAAGUCAUCGUAUGAAGACGUAAAGGUCUUCCCAACUAUAGAAACUCUGGACGAGAAGCAAGCAAAGUAUUUAGGUGGUGCUGAUACUAGACUCGACGAGAGGUCGAUUACAAGGGAUGAACGAACGCGCUCCCGUGUCAGUUCUUUCACUGUGGAAAUCCCCAACCAGGAGAAGCUUGAAAAACCGGAUCAACACGAAAUUCUGGAAUGCGCUUUAGCAACAAGUCGAGAUUUGUCAAGCCCCGUGUGUCUAUUCUGUAGCAGUAGGCUGACAGCAGAAUUUUAUCUCCUGGACAUCAACAAGAAGGAAAUGAAGGCGCUUGACGUAGAUACGAAAUCACGUGUUCUAUGUUGUGAUAUGUUGGACGAUGGCACUAUCUUAGUGGGGACGGUGUCGUGGUACAUACAUGCGUUCGUUUUGGAGCUCAGUUCGGAAGUAUGGUGCAUCCAGCUUAAUGAUUCAGUCAUCGACAUUGCUCAUUUACCAGAAGGAAAAGUUUUUGCAGCCUUGGCCGAUGGAUCGAUUGCCGUGUUACAGAAUGCUAGUGGGCAGGAGGUUCCAUCAGAAGGCUCUCACAUCCGCGUCGGUGGAUCACCUGUCACGUGCAUUACUCUCGUGAAUGAAAACGUGUGGUGCGGCUGCGGAAACAAUGUGGUGAUUCUCGAUGGAAGUUCCCUUGGUGAGCUCGGUUCACUGGUUGUAUCAAACUCGCGUCGCCAUCAGGUUUCCAAGUUAACGCACGGUAAACAUGGCGUCUGGUGCAGCGUGAGAGGGUCUUCUUGCAUUCUCUUGUUGGAUCACGCCACUUUUGACGUGCUUCUCAAGGUCGAUGACGUCACAAGCCUCGACACCAGCUCUGACUCAAGGGUAAUAGCAUUCUGCGAAUCUCGGGUCACAACAAUGAUGGCUCUAGGUGAAGAAUUAUGGGUAGGGCUUGGUAACGGACAAGUUUUAAUAUUUGACGUCACUAGAAAUGACAAAUUCGAAGACGAAGGUUAUGUGGUCCUUGACGAACACAAAGGAUACAAAGAAAAGCGCAAGGAGAGUUCGACCAAAUUUUUGCCAACGAUAUCGGAAACAGAGGAAAAAAUAAAAGAACCGGAACUGACGCCAAGCAUCGAGGAUUCCACGACGCAAUCAGAAGUAAAUUCCUCUCCAGAGACAGUGAAUACUUGUACCGACGAAGAAAUUUCAUCGAUUGACGAAUUUAGUGAGAGUGAAUUGAGAGAGUCUCUUGAAAUGUCCAAGAAAAUUGUAGACAGUCAGAACGUGGUUAACGCCCAAGACCACGAAAGUCAGGCACAAAACCCGUCCGGCGAACAAAUUAAACAGGACACCGAUAUGUACUACAGUGAUUACAGAUUUAGACUGAGGCUCAGAGUUCAUUUCCGCAUCAAUGAAGAAGCCAUUCGUUGUCUACUGCUAGUAAGAGAACAAGAUCCACUGGUCCUCAGCUGUGCGAGUAAUUUCAACGAAGAAGGAGCUUUGUCACUAUGGCAAGAACAAAGAGGAGAGGAAACGAAUGAAUGGCUCCCAUUUUCAAUAAAACAUCGCUUCACCGAGACCGCUGGUCUAUUUUUGAGGGGCGAGAAUACACCGAGUGAUUGACAACCCAACCCCUUGAUCUCACGCUUUGUUGGUUCAUUCUCCGAAGGCAAGACUGCUCAAUGAUACUGAACAAUUUCCACAUAUUUUCGAGCAAUAAUACAUGGCUUGCACGACCUUCUUUUUCGAUGAAUUUGUCGCUGGGACAGAAAUGUGCGAAUGAAAGAAGCCGUCAUUAUCCUUAGACACUUAAUAAGUCGUUCAUGCUCACUAAAAUGUUUUCUGCACUAGUACCAUGUAGGUGGGUGAAAGAUAGGCUAUAAUACUCUUUUUCUAACAUGCACGUUUAUGUGUGUCACAGACGGGCGCAUUUCAUUGAUUUGGUCGCUGGAUCGCAAUGCUGCCGUUGGGCAAACGUGAGAGGUUAAGUUAUAACGUGUUGGCGUGAUAUGUCCAACUCGAUUAGUGGGCUUAGGAUCUUUUUUUUUUGGUUACUUCAGCCAACCGACAGUAGGUUUUGCCAUGAAAGGAAUAUCAAUACAAUAUAUUAAUGAGAGUGCAUAGCUAGGAGUAUUUAAAUAUAUCAUUACAGAGAGAUGGUUAUCAAAAUUAUGUCCUUGAAACAAUAAUAUAUUCCUGUUUACGGCAAAAAAAUUAAGCAAAAAGAACAAAAACUGAUGAAAUUGAAAUAUUUUUUGUUAUUUUUGU